AUGCCUUCUUGGCUCCUCACGCUCGGCACCACCUUUGCCCUGGCGCAGACCAUCUCGGGCGCCUACAUCUACAUUAAGACUACCCAACCACCAGCCAACAGUUACGUGAACCAUUGUACCGUCAUCAUCGACCAGGAGCUCUUCGGCUGUGAGGGUAGCUCCAACCCGUUCAAGAAGAAGUGUGGCAAGAACACGGGUACCGAGACCAAGGAGAUCUGUGAGACCGCUUCCGUCACCGUCAAUUGGGACACUGGCGACCUGCAAUUCAAGAAUGAUCAUGGAGAUCACGCCAAUUGCACGCUGAGCACGACCAACGAGUGGGGUGAAUGUGAUACCAGCGAUGCGAACAAGUACCCCAAGAUCCAGGACAACCACGCCGAAAGCCUUUUUAGUGUCAGCAGUGCGUUAUAUGGGUUGGCACCCGUCGCUGCAGGCCUAUUGAUUUAA
Molecule: messenger RNA, 447 nt
Organism: Aspergillus caelatus
Lineage: Eukaryota; Fungi; Ascomycota; Eurotiomycetes; Eurotiales; Aspergillaceae
Exons: 1
Coding region: 1-447 (148 amino acids)
Source: RefSeq, a predicted model, not a curated record